This is a messenger RNA of Kluyveromyces lactis, 2061 nucleotides long. RefSeq names its product tRNA modification protein MTO1 (gene MTO1). NCBI's taxonomy places the organism in Eukaryota, Fungi, Ascomycota, Saccharomycetes, Saccharomycetales, Saccharomycetaceae. Gene Ontology annotation, cellular component: cytosol. The transcript has a single exon. The record is from RefSeq and is a predicted model, not a curated record. Gene Ontology annotation, molecular function: flavin adenine dinucleotide binding. Gene Ontology annotation, biological process: tRNA methylation; tRNA wobble uridine modification. Bases 1 to 2061 code for a protein of 686 amino acids.
AUGCUUAGCUCACAGUUCAAAGGACGUCUUUCUCCUUGUAGGCAUGUUGCAAGACGUGUGGUAGUGCGCCUUCCGAGAAGGUCAAUAUCCAUAAACCAUGACCUAGAACAAGCUUUGAAAAUAGCAACAAGCGUUGAUGUGGUUGUAGUUGGUGCGGGACAUGCUGGAUGUGAGGCAGCAGCUGGUUCAGCUAGAUCAGGUGCUGAAACUAUGCUUAUUACGCCUUUCUUAGAUAAAAUAGGUACCUGCUCGUGCAAUCCAUCAAUGGGUGGUGUUGGAAAGGGCACUUUGCUUAGAGAAGUAGAUGCUUUAGAUGGUGUGGCUGCUAAGGUCACGGAUAAAGCAGGAAUACAGUUCAAGAUGUUAAAUCAAAGUAGGGGUGCUGCUGUUUGGGGUCCUCGUGCUCAGAUUGACCGAGAGUUAUAUUUGAAGGAAAUGCAAAACGCACUACAAAAUUAUCCAAACCUAACUCUAUUCUCCGGCAAAGUGAAGGACGUUAUAAUAGACCACACACUGAAAGUGUCUUUUGCCAAUGAUGUAAAUAAUAGAAAUUUUGGCGAUGUGCGAGGGGUGGUUCUAGAUAAUGAUGAGGUUAUCAAAUGUUCCAAAGUUGUCAUUUCAACUGGUACAUUUCUAAGUGCAGAAAUUCAUAUUGGUUUGAAAACCAUUCCUGCCGGAAGAAUUGGUGAAGCACCUACCUAUGGAAUAAGUCAUACGUUGAAAGCUGCUGGAUUUAAGUUGGGUAGAUUAAAGACUGGUACUCCGGCAAGACUUGAUGGUAGAACCAUUGAUUUUACGAAUCUUGAAAAACAAUACGGUGAUGACCCCCCGUAUCCAAUGUCAUACAUGAAUAAUGAAGUGAGUAUCAAAGACCAAAUUUUAUGUUAUGGUACACGCACUACUUCCGAAUUGCAUGAUUAUUUAAAGCUUAAUUUGCAUCAAUCUAUUCAUAUUAGAGAAACUGUCAAAGGUCCUCGAUAUUGUCCGUCCUUAGAAGCUAAAAUUAUCAGAUUUAGUGACAAAGAUUCGCACAGAAUAUGGUUGGAGCCUGAAGGGUUAAAUACAGACGUCAUAUAUCCAAAUGGAAUAUCGAAUUCAAUGCCUGAGGAUGUUCAGGAAAUUAUGAUGAGAAUGAUUCCUGGGCUAGAAAAUGUAAAGAUAUUGCAGCCUGCUUACGGAGUUGAGUAUGAUUAUGUUGAUCCUCGAGAAUUGAAACAAACUUUGGAGACUAAGCUUAUUGAUGGUUUGUAUUUGGCCGGUCAAAUAAAUGGUACUACUGGUUAUGAAGAAGCCUGCGCGCAAGGGGUGGUCGCAGGCAUUAAUGCUGGCUUAUCAGCAAGAGGACGUCCUCCGUUAAUUCUUUCAAGAUCUGACUCCUAUACAGGGGUGCUUAUUGAUGACUUAAUCACGAAGGGAGUAGAAGAACCUUAUCGUAUGUUUACAUCAAGGUCCGAAUUUCGAGUUACGGUCAGAGCGGAUAAUGCAGAUUUUAGGUUAACAGAAAAGGGGAAAAAGCUAGGUGUUGUCAGUGAAGAGCGUUGGCAACGCUUUUUAUUGGACAAAACCAUAUACAGAGAAUUGGAGAACACUCUGAAAUCUUACGUCCUAUCCAACCAUAAAUGGGACCAGCUACUCGAUGUCGCUGUAGGAUCAACGCACAAAAGCCAAAAUGCAUGGGAUAUGUUUAAAUUUAAUGGUGUCACGCUAGAUUCAUUAAUCAAAGCUAUCCCAGAUUUAUCUAUCGAUUCCAGUGAAAUUCCAGUUCACAUUUUACUGAAAAUCAAUGUCGAAGCUAAAUAUGCUCCGUAUCUAAAAAGACAAAACCAAUUCAUUAAGGCAUUCCAGGCGGAUGAAAAUAUGUUGCUCCCUUUGAAUUAUGACUACACAAAGAUUCCAUCCAUUAGCUCUGAGUGUAAAACGAUUUUGAAUACUGUUCAACCUGCUACUAUAGGGCAGGCAAGGAGAAUUCAAGGGAUGACGCCAGCAUCAAUUUUCGAACUUUAUAAACUUGUCAGGUCUCAACAAUCUGUAAUCAAAAAUGAUCGGAUACAGCAAAGCUAA